Messenger RNA from Dioscorea cayenensis subsp. rotundata (Guinea yam), 2821 nucleotides. RefSeq names its product subtilisin-like protease SBT2.3. Gene Ontology annotation, biological process: proteolysis. Gene Ontology annotation, molecular function: serine-type endopeptidase activity. The transcript has 10 exons. The coding region runs from base 156 to 2654 and encodes 832 amino acids. The record is from RefSeq and is a predicted model, not a curated record. NCBI's taxonomy places the organism in Eukaryota, Viridiplantae, Streptophyta, Magnoliopsida, Dioscoreales, Dioscoreaceae.
ACAAAGACCUGCAACACUACAGGACCACUUCACACCCAAAAUUAAAAAGAAAAAAAGAAAAAGAAAAAGCAAGCUUCUUCAACCUUGUUCUUGUUGGUGUUGGUAAUGGUGGUGUUCACUUUCUCUUGGUCAAGUGUGAAUGUUGAGUAGUGUAAAUGGGUAGCAUUAGUUAUGUGGAGUUUGUGGUUUUUAGUGUAUUGUGUAGCAUUGCUUGGUUGGGGGUUCUUUGUCAGGAGAAUGCAGCUGUUUACAUGGUUACUUUGAAACAGGCACCUACUUCUCAUUACCAUGGUGAUUUGCAGAGGAUUUGGGGCAGUGACCUUGGUUAUGAAGCAUCUGGGACUUUCAAAGUCCUCAACAGACCAAGGAAUGCUUUGCAAGACAAUGAAGGCUAUAGUUCAUAUUUGAUUCAGCUUCAAGAUUCUCUACUGAAAAGAACAUUGAAGGGGGAGAAUUAUCUUAAACUUUAUAGUUACCACUACUUGAUUAAUGGCUUCGCCGUUCUUAUCACCCCAACUCAGGCCGAUAAGCUAGCCAAGGCAGAAGAAGUGGCAAAUGUCGUUUUGGAUUUCUCUGUUAGGACAGCUACUACACAUACUCCCGAAUUCUUGGGUUUGCCGCAUGGAGCAUGGGCCAAAGAAGGGGGACCUGAGUUUGCUGGAGAGGGAGUUGUCAUCGGAUUUAUCGACACAGGGAUUGAUCCAAUGCAUCCCAGCUUCUCUGAUGAUCUUUCUUUCAACAUUUAUCCAAUUCCUGAGCAUUAUUCCGGUGCUUGUGAAGUUACCAAGGAUUUUCCAUCUGGGUCUUGUAACCGAAAACUUAUUGGAGCACGACAUUUUGCAGCUUCUGCCAUAACCAGAGGGAUUUUUAAUGUCUCUCGAGAUUAUGCAUCACCAUUCGAUGCUGAUGGUCAUGGAACGCACACAGCAUCAAUUGCAGCUGGUAAUCAUGGAAUUCCUGUCAUUGUGUCAGGAAAUCUCUUCGGAAAUGCAAGUGGAAUGGCACCUCAUGCACAUAUUGCUGUUUACAAGGCUCUAUACAAAGGCUUCGGAGGCUUUGCUGCUGAUGUUGUCGCUGCAAUUGACCAGGCUGCUCAAGAUGGUGUUGAUAUAUUAACUUUAUCGCUCACGCCAAACAGAAGACCUUCUGGACUUGCAACAUUUUUCAAUCCUAUGGACAUGUCAUUGCUUUCUGCUGUAAAAGCUGGAAUAUUUGUUGUCCAAGCAGCUGGGAACACCGGACCUUCGCCAAAGAGCAUGGCUUCUUUCAGUCCAUGGAUUUUUACUGUUGGUGCCGCUUCUCAUGAUAGAGUAUACAAUAACUAUCUUAAACUUGGCAACAAUAUCACUAUUUCAGGUGUCGGACUUGCACCCGGAACAAAUGCCAUACACACACUGGUUUCUGCGAUUCAUGCGUUGAAGAAUGGUACAGUGGACACAAAUGAAAUGUAUGUGGGAGAAUGCCAAGAUCCAAGCGUUCUCAAUCAAGAUUUAAUCAAAGGAAAUCUCCUUAUUUGUAGCUACUCGAUCCGAUUUAUUCUUGGCCUUUCCUCAAUCAAGCAAGCUUCAGAAACAGCAAAGAGUGUCGGUGCAGCUGGCAUUAUCUUCUAUAUGGAUCCUUUCUUCUCUGGCUUUCCACUUAAUCCGACGCCCAUGGAUAUGCCAGGCCUCAUAAUACCAUCUCCCGACGAAUGCAAGACAUUUCUUAGAUACUACAAUAGCAGCUUGGUGAGAGAAGAAGUUUCAAACUCAGUAAUCAAGUUUAUAGGUGUUGGUAAAAUACUGGGAGGCCUGGAAGCUAACUUCAAUAAUUCAGCACCGAAAGUAAUGUAUUAUUCAGCUCGAGGACCAGACCCACAGGAUAGUUCACUAGCUAACGCUGAUAUAAUGAAGCCUAACUUGAUCGCCCCCGGACAUCUCAUAUGGGGUGCUUGGAGUUCUGCAGCCGCAGAUUCUUCUGAAUUCAAAGGUGAGAACUUUGCUAUGAUCUCCGGUACAAGCAUGGCUGCUCCGCACAUUGCUGGUCUUGCUGCACUUGUCAAACAAAAGUUUCCAAGUUUUAGUCCAUCAGCCAUCAGCUCUGCAUUAUCUACAACUGCUACUCUCUAUGACAAUAAAGGCGGUUCAAUAAUGGCACAGCGUGCUUAUGGCAACUCUGAUUCGACACAAUCACCUGCGACACCAUUUGAUAUGGGCAGCGGUUUUGUUAAUGCAACUGCCGCAUUGGACCCUGGGCUGAUCUUUGAUGCUAGUUACAAUGAUUAUAUUUCCUUCCUUUGCGGCAUCAAUGGUUCUAGUGCUAUCCUCAAGAAUUACACCGGCAAUCACUGUGACAACAUCGCCAUGAAUGGCGCAGACCUCAACUUACCUUCAAUUACAAUAGCAUUACUCAAUCAUUCGCGAACAAUUACUCGAACUGUCACCAACAUUGCUUACAAUGAAACAUACAUUGUAACUUGGAGUUCUCCAUUCGGAGUUUCUCUUUCGGUAACACCCACUAGAUUUUCCGUCAUGGCCGGGCAGAAACAGAAUUUGAUGUUCACUCUAAGUGCAAUGAUGAACAGCUCUUCUGCCAGUUUCGGAAGAAUUGGUCUCUAUGGAAGCAAAGGACAUGUUUCUAUGAUUCUGUUAUCGGUCAUUUCGAAAAUUACUUAACAAUAUCAUAAGUUAACAGGAAAAAAGUUUGGUUUGUUCUUGUGCUUGUGUGGUUGUUUUGAGCUGAUUCUUUUUAUUCAUUUAUGUAAAUUUUUGAAGAAUAAUUUUGAACUGAGUGAUCUGUAAAAUUUUGAGGAUUGAACUUGCUUUUGCAGAAUGUUCAGUGU